AUGAUCAACCCUCAGAUAUACCGCCACUAUAACUACACGGGCAAGCUGGACCACCGGCCGACCGUCGGCACGAGUCCCAGCACCGUGGGCACCAAAACCAUCGUGUUCCUCCUCAUAUGCAGCUUCAUCGUCCUGGAGAACCUCACCGUGCUGGUGGCCAUAUGGAGGAACCACAGGUUCCACAACCGCAUGUACUUCUUCAUCGGCAACCUGGCGCUGUGCGACAUGCUGGCCGGAGUCGCUUACCUGGUCAACCUGCUCCUGUCAGGCGAGAAGACCCUGCAGCUGUCCCCCGCUCUCUGGUUUGUCAGAGAGGGAAGCAUGUUUGUUGCACUUGGCGCCUCCAUUUUCAGUCUCCUGGCUAUUGCUAUCGAGCGACACCUGACUAUGAUCAAAAUGAGGCCUUACGAUGCCAAUAAGAACUACCGAGUGUUCCUGCUGAUCGGGACCUGCUGGCUGAUUGCUAUAUCUCUUGGGGCUUUGCCUAUUCUAGGCUGGAACUGCCUGGACAACCUCCCCGAUUGCUCCACAGUACUCCCUCUCUAUUCUAAGAAAUAUGUAGCUUUUUGUAUCACGGUUUUCAUGGUUUUGCUCUUGGCCAUCGCAGUCCUUUACGCCCGCAUCUACAUCCUGGUUAAGUCCAGCAGCCAAAAAGUGAGCAAGAACAGAAACUCUGAGCACGCGAUGUCCCUGCUGCGCACCGUCAUCAUCGUGGUCGGGGUCUUCAUCGCCUGCUGGACGCCCAUCUUCAUCCUGCUCCUGGUGGAUGUGGCAUGCGAGCAGCGCUGCCCCAUCCUCUACAAGGCGGACUGGUUCAUCGCUGUGGCCGUGCUCAACUCAGCCAUGAACCCAGUGAUUUACACUCUGGCCAGCCGCGAGAUGAGAGGGGCCUUCCUGGGACUGGUGUGCGGCGUCUGCUACGGGGGGAAGGCGUCCGCCAACGGCAGCGGCAACAGGCGGUCUCUGGAGCCCAGCCGCAGCAAGUCGUGGAGCAGCCAGAACAACCCCAACCAGAACCAGCAGAGCAUCAGGCGGGCGGAGCUGGAGAAAGGCCGGGAGACGGACACGGUGGUCUCAGUGGUGGCGGGAGGGGCGGCUCAUGCCGUCAUUGAGAGCGACAGGAAGGACUGA
This is a messenger RNA of Cyclopterus lumpus (lumpfish), 1131 nucleotides long. RefSeq names its product sphingosine 1-phosphate receptor 3. Bases 1 to 1131 code for a protein of 376 amino acids. Lineage: Eukaryota; Metazoa; Chordata; Actinopteri; Perciformes; Cyclopteridae. The record is from RefSeq and is a predicted model, not a curated record. Gene Ontology annotation, biological process: G protein-coupled receptor signaling pathway. Gene Ontology annotation, molecular function: sphingosine-1-phosphate receptor activity. The transcript has a single exon. Gene Ontology annotation, cellular component: membrane.